Molecule: messenger RNA, 366 nt
Organism: Penicillium verrucosum
Lineage: Eukaryota; Fungi; Ascomycota; Eurotiomycetes; Eurotiales; Aspergillaceae
Exons: 2
Coding region: 1-366 (121 amino acids)
Source: RefSeq, a predicted model, not a curated record
AUGAAGAGUGCAUACCUGAAGAAAGUGCCCGCGAAACCAUAUAAAACCAAGGAACCGCCGCCCGAUCUGGAAGAUUGCGAUGGGGAUUUGACUGCCAAGAAGAGAGCGCCGAAGAAGAAAUUCCCUCCGGCGACGGCAGAGGAUCUACCGAAGACUGUCCGGACAACGUGGGCGGAAAAGGAGUGGGAUUGGACGGAGGACUGCCAAAGGUCCUUCGAUGCCGUGAAAGCAGCCAUUACAUCAAACGCAUGUGCGGCCCGGGUCGCCUGCAAACUGGCACCAGACGAAAGAGAACUGAUGGAAUCCGACGGAGAAUUGCUUCUUACUGAUGGAAAGAAAUGGACUGCAAGAUGGAAGUACAGUUGA